Geodia barretti is the source of this 393-nucleotide messenger RNA. NCBI's taxonomy places the organism in Eukaryota, Metazoa, Porifera, Demospongiae, Tetractinellida, Geodiidae. The record is from the annotation of a GenBank genome assembly.
CUGGUGUACGCCAACCCCAAGCCCCAUCUGUGCACCAGGCACGCCUUCCAUCCCACGCUGGUCGACCUGGGCGGCGGCGAGCUGCUGUGCGGUUACGACGUGGGUGUGGCGGUGGAGGGCCUGGACUACCGCACCUACCUCGCACGGUCGCGGGACGGCGGCGCCACCUGGGAGCAGGAAGGACCGCUCCUGGACGACCGCUACGCGGACGGGUACACCCACUCGGUCCGGCUGAGCGCCGCCGCCGGCGGCCUGGUCGGCCUGGGAGCGCUGCACCGGCGCGACGAUCCGGGCGAGGGGAUCGUCAACCACGUCACCAUGGGCAUGGUACCGAUGGACCUGAUCCUGGUGCGCUCGAUGACCGGGGGGCGAGCUGGAGCGAACCGCGGGUGA